AUGAUUAGUGAUUCAUUAUGGUCAAUCAUAUCCAAUAUAAAUGGUAGUAUAUCCUUCUGUGCAUCUUUUAUAUCAUUAUUCCCACAAAUCAUAGAAACAUACCAUGACAAGACAGUGGCUGGCCUGUCGCCAUAUUUCUUACUGUGUUGGUUACUAGGGGAUAUCACAUCAUUAAUUGGUGCAUUAUUGACAAACCAGUUGAUGUUUCAGAUCCUAUUGGCUGUAUAUUUCUUAUUGAAUGAUUUAUUUGUAUGUGGACAGUACUAUUAUUAUGGUAUAAUACACAAGAAUAAAUUAGCCACUAUGGGUCAUGAAGCUGUUCCUGUAUUAAGUCAAGUCAGUAAUAGUGGUAUAAGUAAUAAGAACAACAAUAAAAAUAAUAACAGUAACGAUCAUAAUAGUCAAUUGAUGCCACAAGAAAACGCUAUUGAUACCAGAGAGACUACCACUAACAAUAACACAAUAGGAAACGCGCAAUUCUUAACUGGAUUAAUAACUGUUGCAUCGAACACAGUGACUAUGGCAGCUGCGAUGAGAUUUAAAGGUACCAAUGCAAUAUCACCAUCAUCAUCGUCAUUAUUACUAUUAUCCCAAUUAAAUCCGAUGAGUGGUGAUAGUAACAACAACAACAACAAUCAUAAUAGUAAUAACAAUUAUAAUAGCAAUAAUAAUAGCAAGCAUAUUAUACAUAAAAUAAUAUACAACGAUCCGACAAGUAUAGGACUAAUAUUAUCCUGGAUAGGAGCCAGUUUCUAUGUAGGAGCACGUAUCCCACAGUUAAUCAAGAAUUAUCAACGUAAGUCAACAGAUGGGCUUUCGCCAUUCCUUUUCGCUACUACGUUGUUGGGCAAUGUGACAUAUGAUAUUAGUAUCUUGACUAGUUUGAGUUUCAUUCACUGUGAUGAUAAGAUUGAAUUCCUUAAAAGAGCGGCACCGUUUAUAUUCGGGAGUGCUGGUACAAUUAUAUUUGAUUUGAUAUACUUUUAUCAAUAUUAUAUUUUGUAUGCAGAGGACGUGAAAUUAAGAACAUUGGAAAGAGAACUAUUGUCACCAAGAGUCAGUGAAGAGACGCCAUUAUUAUCCUAA
Molecule: messenger RNA, 1086 nt
Organism: Arxiozyma heterogenica
Lineage: Eukaryota; Fungi; Ascomycota; Saccharomycetes; Saccharomycetales; Saccharomycetaceae
Gene: YPQ2
Product: Ypq2p
Exons: 1
Coding region: 1-1086 (361 amino acids)
Biological process (GO): basic amino acid transmembrane export from vacuole
Cellular component (GO): fungal-type vacuole membrane
Source: RefSeq, a predicted model, not a curated record